Molecule: messenger RNA, 1143 nt
Organism: Puccinia triticina
Lineage: Eukaryota; Fungi; Basidiomycota; Pucciniomycetes; Pucciniales; Pucciniaceae
Exons: 8
Coding region: 1-1143 (380 amino acids)
Biological process (GO): mitotic spindle organization
Cellular component (GO): cytoplasm; nucleus; protein phosphatase type 2A complex
Molecular function (GO): peptidyl-prolyl cis-trans isomerase activity; protein tyrosine phosphatase activator activity
Source: RefSeq, a predicted model, not a curated record
AUGACCCAAACCACUCAACCAGCCAACAACCCCCACACUGCCGAUCCCGCGACGCCAAGCAGCCUCCAACCGAGCUCGAAACCGAAGAAGCUGAUUAUCUCGAAUGCCCAUCUCCAGGCAUUUAUCGAAUCGACGACCCAUGCCGAGGUAGUCGAAUUCAUCGAGGACUUGAACCAGUCUAUCAUCGGUCUCCCUCUCGAUCAUCCCGUCCCAUUAUCAGAUAAUAUUCAAAAUUUACUCGAGAUUCUGGAAAAGAUUAAGAGUAUCGCAUUGUCUCAUCCGCCGGUCGAUAACAAAGCAUCGCGAUUUGGCAAUCCUACAUUUCGGGAAUUUUAUGACCAACUCGAUCAGGAAUCGGAAGUUCUACAUGGCUCGCUUGAUAUACCGGAAGACAAACUGACCGAAGUAUCGACUUAUCUGACCGAGUCUUGGGGCAAUCGAACGCGAAUCGAUUAUGGAAGUGGAAUGGAACUGAACUUUCUUUGUUGGCUACUUUGUUUGAAUAAACUGAAGGUCUUGGGCACUGAAAAUUAUCCGGCUGUGGUCUUGAAAGUGUUCUGGAAAUAUAUUGAGGUGAUGCGCUACUUGCAGUCUACAUAUUGGCUGGAGCCAGCAGGUUCGCAUGGAGUCUGGGGUCUGGAUGAUUAUCACUUUUUACCGUUCCUAUUUGGUGCUGGCCAGUUGAGGAACCACAAGUAUCUCAAGCCGAAAUCGAUCCAUGACCCUGAUGUAUUGGAAGGGUUCAGUCAGCAAUACAUGUAUCUAGCCUGCAUCCAAUUCAUCAACUCUAUCAAAACCGCAAGUUUACGAUGGCAUUCUCCGAUGUUAGACGACAUCUCGGGAGUUAAAACUUGGGACAAAGUCAACUCGGGAAUGAUUAAGAUGUACAAGGCGGAGGUCCUUGCCAAACUGCCAGUAGCUCAGCACUUUCUAUUCGGCACUUUGCUUCCAUUCCCGGAUACUGAUCUGCAGGGGGUGGACAGUAAGACUGAAGAUUCUUUGGUUGUAGACCAUGCUGGGCACUUACAUGUAAAAGGUCAGCAAGGUUGGGGGGAAUGUUGCGGAAUCCCUAUCCCUAGUAGCUUUGCUGCUGCUCAUUCGGAAAACAAAAACCCUGCGGUCCGACGGAUCCCCUUUGAUUAA